Messenger RNA from Castor canadensis (American beaver), 1792 nucleotides. Lineage: Eukaryota; Metazoa; Chordata; Mammalia; Rodentia; Castoridae. The record is from RefSeq and is a predicted model, not a curated record.
GCCCCGCCGCCGAGGCUCCGGUCGGUCCGGGACAGACUGGCGGGCGGGCAGGCGCUGACGCCGCGGGAUUGGAGCGGGCCGCGCGGGAGCGCGCGGAGGGAGCAGUGGCGCCGUCGGUCCCCGUCGGGGCUCCGUGGGUCCCCGAGUCGUCCCUGGCUGGGCCAUGGCGGGCGCCAGGCCCGGCGUCCACGCGCUGCAGCUGGAGCCGCCCACCGUAGUGGAGACCCUGCGGCGCGGGAGUAAGUUCAUCAAAUGGGACGAGGAGGCCUCCAGUCGGAACCUGGUGACUCUGCGUGUGGAUCAUGAUGGCUUCUUCUUAUAUUGGACGGGACCCAACAUGGAGGUGGACAUACUAGACAUCAGUUCAAUCAGGGACACACGGACAGGUCGCUAUGCCCGCCUGCCCAAGGACCCUAAGAUUCGGGAAGUCCUGGGCUUUGGGGGCCCUGAUGCCCGCCUGGAGGAGAAGCUGAUGACGGUGGUGGCUGGCCCAGACCCAGUAAACACCACAUUCUUGAAUUUCAUGGCCGUGCAAGAUGACACAGUCAAGGUCUGGUCCGAGGAACUGUUCAAGCUCGCUAUGAACAUUCUGGCGCAGAAUGCCUCCCGGAACACCUUCCUUCGCAAAGCAUACACAAAGCUGAAGUUGCAGGUGAACCAGGAUGGCCGGAUUCCUGUCAAGAACAUCCUGAAGAUGUUCUCAGCAGACAAGAAACGGGUGGAGACUGCGCUGGAGUCCUGUGGUCUCAAUUUCAACCGGAGUGAGUCCAUCCGGCCUGAUGAGUUUUCAUUCAAAAUCUUUGAGCGGUUCCUGAACAAGCUGUGUCUGCGGCCAGACAUUGACAAGAUCCUGCUGGAGAUAGGUGCCAAGGGCAAGCCAUAUCUGACGCUGGAACAGCUCAUGGACUUCAUCAACCAGAAGCAAAGAGACCCAAGACUCAACGAGGUGCUAUACCCACCCCUGCGGCCCUCCCAGGCCCGGCUGCUCAUCGAGAAGUAUGAGCACAACAAGCAGUUCCUGGAACGCGACCAGAUGUCCAUGGAGGGAUUCAGCUGCUACCUGGGAGGGGAGGAGAACGGCAUCUUGCCGCUAGAGGCUCUGGACCUCAGCAUGGACAUGACCCAGCCUCUGAGCUCCUACUUCAUCAACUCCUCACACAACACCUAUCUCACGGCGGGACAGCUGGCCGGGACCUCGUCUGUGGAGAUGUACCGCCAGGCAUUGCUAUGGGGCUGCCGCUGUGUAGAGCUGGACGUGUGGAAGGGGCGGCCCCCGGAAGAGGAGCCCUUCAUCACUCACGGCUUCACCAUGACCACUGAGGUGCCACUGCGUGACGUGCUUGAGGCCAUUGCUGAGUCUGCCUUCAAGACCUCGCCCUACCCUGUCAUCCUGUCCUUCGAGAACCACGUGGACUCGGCAAAGCAGCAGGCCAAGAUGGCUGAGUAUUGCCGCUCCAUUUUCGGGGACGCGCUGCUUAUUGAUCCACUGGACAAGUACCCGCUGGCUCCUGGCGUCGCCCUGCCCAGCCCACAGGACCUGAUGGGCCGCAUCCUGGUGAAGAACAAGAAGCGGCACCGGCCCAGCGCAGGCGUCCCCAGCAGUUCCGUGCGCAAGCGGCCACUGGAGCAGAGCAACUCGGCGCUGAGCGAGAGCUCCGCCGCCACUGAGCCCUCCUCACCCCAGCUUGGUAUGGCCCACCUAACCUCUCACCUUACCCCCCAGCUGCUGCACCUCUUGGAGUCCGACUCCACCCACCUGGCCCCCCACCACCUUGUGCUGCCACUGCCCUAA